Messenger RNA from Scylla paramamosain (green mud crab), 5676 nucleotides. Its product is annotated as zinc finger protein 665-like. The transcript has 4 exons. The record is from RefSeq and is a predicted model, not a curated record. The coding region runs from base 1171 to 4677 and encodes 1168 amino acids. Lineage: Eukaryota; Metazoa; Arthropoda; Malacostraca; Decapoda; Portunidae. Gene Ontology annotation, biological process: regulation of transcription by RNA polymerase II. Gene Ontology annotation, cellular component: nucleus. Gene Ontology annotation, molecular function: DNA-binding transcription factor activity, RNA polymerase II-specific; RNA polymerase II transcription regulatory region sequence-specific DNA binding.
ACUCCUUCCAUUGCUACAGCUGGCACGCCAUGCACAUUGUCUCCAGGGACUCCUUCACUGCUUCAGUCAUCCUUCCACUGGCAAAGGGCACUAAACAUUAAUGAAAGAAGGCCCACUUAAUGGUCCUUUUAUUACUAACUUUAUAUUUUGUUUAGCCUCACCUUUAUUAAUUACAAGAAGCAUUCCAUCAUCACCCAGAAAUACUGAGGCCAGGGCGCACACACACACACACACACACACACACACACAUCAUUCCUGAAUUAAGCAUUGGAUUGGUUAAGUUUUUCAAUGAUAGGAUAUGCCACCAUAAGAAAUAUAACAGUUGACCCAUUGCAUCCUUGUAUACCAUUCGUUAUUUCAAUACUACACAUUUCUUUAUCAUCAAGGAAUAUUUUGGUGUUGUCCUCUGUAUAUACUUUAGCGAUCAGGUCAAUUAACUUUGGGUGUAUCUUAUAUUUUAGCAUUUCUCUGCUUAUACCUGUCGAAUGCCUUUGCAAAGUCUACUGAUAUUAAUAUAAGUGAUCUCUUAUAUUCCUAACUCUUCUGUAUACAGUAAUUUAGUAUAAAUAAAUUGUCUGCUGCUCUUCUGUUUUCCGUAUAUGUAUUUUGUUCUUCCAUUAAUAUAUCGUUUUAUUGUAGAUGUCUGCAUUUUAUUUAUUCAUUUUUAUUUAUUAUUAUUAUUUUUUUAUGAUUCCUAUUAAUAAUUUAUCUGUGGUGUCUGUAAGGGCUAUUGGACUCACAGCUUUUAUUGCUGGCUUUGCGUUUUUCUCCAGUAAUUUAGUAUUUCAUGUUUUCCAUGUAUCCGGGAUUAUUGCUGCAUCACUGACAUCAUUUAAUGCUUGUACGAGAGUUGUUUUACAUUUAUCGUUGUGUGUCAUAGCAAUAAGGAGUUUCGUCUUAAUUUCAUUGGGUCCUGCUGCUUUUUCAGUCUUUGUCUUUUUUAUCUGGUAUUCUAACUCAAUUUUACAAUCUUCCAUUGGUUUUAUAGUGUUACAGCAGGGGUAUGGGUGCGGGUGGCUGAACUGUUGCAGGUGGCAGCACUGGGAGUGGCGGGAAGAGAGAGACUGAAAGAAAGGAGACGCUUGGCCCGAGAGGAAGCCAGCGUGUGCCUGUGCCAGGCAGAGUCCAGGCUGCACGCCCUGCUCGCCGCCAACCAGUCUUGUUGUGUCCAUGGCGUGUGCUGGUGGGAGUGGUGCUGUGGUGGAGGCCAUGAGGCCGGGCAGCAGCAUGAGUGGCCAGCAGCAGCAGCAGCAGCAGCAGCAGCCAGCCUCAGGUGUGGGGAGGCGCAGGCAUGGUGGCAAGAAUCACCUGGAGGCAGGCAGCUCUGUCCACAGAGGAGAGAGCAAGUUUGAGUGCCAGCAGUGUGACAAAACUUUUGUAUCCAAACAAGGCCUUAAGUACCACACCCUGACACACAGUGGUGUUAGAAAUUAUGAGUGUGGUGAGUGUGGGAGGAAAUUUACCCACAAGUUUUCCCUCACCUCACACACCCUGACACACAGUGGUGCUAGAAAUUAUGAGUGUAAUGAGUGUGGGAAGAAAUUUACCCUAAAGGCUUCCCUCAUCAGACACACCCUGACACACAGUGGUGUUAGAAAUUAUGAGUGUGAUGAGUGUGGCAGGAAAUUUACCAGAAAGUCAACCCUCAGCACACACACCCUGACACACAGUGGUGUUAGAAAUUAUGAGUGUGAUGAGUGUGGCAGGAAGUUUAUUACAAAAUCUGACCUCACCAAACACACCCUGAUACACCGUGGUAUUAGAAAUUAUGAGUGUGAUGACUGUGGCAGGAAAUUUAUUAUGAAAUCUGACCUCACCAAACACAUCCUGACACACAGUGGUGUUAGAAAUUAUGAGUGUGAUGAGUGUGGCAGGAAGUUUACCAGAAAGUCUCACCUCAGCAGACACAUCCUGACACACAGUGGUGUUAGAAAUUAUGAGUGUGAUGAGUGUGGCAGGAAGUUUACCAGAAAGUCUCACCUCAGCAGACACAUCCUGACACACAGUGGUGUUAGAAAUUAUGAGUGUGAUGAGUGUGGCAGGAAGUUUACCAGAAAGUCUCACCUCAGCAGACACAUCCUGACACACAGUGGUGUUAGAAAUUAUGAUUGUGGUACCAGGCAGAGUCCAGGCUGCACGCCCUGCUCGCCGCCAACCAAUCUUGUUGUGUCCAUGGUGUGUGCUGGUGGGAGUGGUGCUGUGGUGGAGGCCAUGAGGCCGGGCAGCAGCAUGAGCGGCCAGCAGCAGCAGCAGCAGCAGCCAGCCUCAGGUGUGGGGAGGCGCAGGCAUGGUGGCAAGAAUCACCUGGAGGCAGGCAGCUCUGUCCACAGAGGAGAGAGCAAGUUUGAGUGCCAGCAGUGUGACAAAACUUUUGUAUCCAGACAAGGCCUUAAGUACCACACCCUGACACACAGUGGUGUUAGAAAUUAUGAGUGUGGUGAGUGUGGCAGGAAAUUUACCCAAAAGUCUAACCUCACCUCACACACACUGACACACAGUGGUGUUAGAAAUUAUGAGUGUGGUGAGUGUGGGAAGAAAUUUACCCACAAGUCUUACCUCACCAGACACACCCUGACACACAGUGGUGCUAGAAACUAUGAGUGCAAUGAGUGUAGGAGGAAGUUUACCCAAAAGGCUUCCCUCAUCAGACACACCCUGACACACAGUGGUGUUAGAAAUUAUGAGUGUGAUAAGUGUGGGAAGAAAUUUAUCAGAAAGUCUAUCCUCAGCACACACACCCUGACACACAGUGGUGUUAGAAAUUAUGAGUGUGAUGAGUGUGGCAGGAAGUUUAUUACAAAAUCUGAACUCACCAAACACACUGUGAUACACCGUGGUAUUAGAAAUUAUGAGUGUGAUGAGUGUGGCAGGAAAUUUAUUAGAAAAUCUGACCUCAUCAAACACAUCCUGACACACAGUGGUGUUAGAAAUUAUGAGUGUGAUGAGUGUGGCAGGAAGUUUACCAGAAAGUCUCACCUCAGCAGACACAUCCUGACACACAGUGGUGUUAGAAAUUAUGAGUGUGAUGAGUGUGGCAGGAAGUUUACCAGAAAGUCUCACCUCAGCAGACACAUCCUGACACACAGUGGUGUUAGAAAUUAUGAGUGUGAUGAGUGUGGCAGGAAGUUUACCAGAAAGUCUCACCUCAGCAGACACAUCCUGACACACAGUGGUGUUAGAAAUUAUGAGUGUGAUGAGUGUGGCAGGAAGUUUACCAGAAAGUCUCACCUCACCAAACACAUCCUGACACACAGUGGUGUUAGAAAUUAUGAUUGUGGUACCAGGCAGAGUCCAGGCUGCACGCCCUGCUCGCCACCAACCAAUCUUGUUGUGUCCAUGGCGUGUGCUGGUGGGAGUGGUGCUGUGGUGGAGGCCGUGAGGCCGGGCAGCAGCAUGAGUGGCCAGCAGCAGCAGCAGCAGCAGCAGCCAGCCUCAGGUGUGGGGAGGCGCAGGCAUGGUGGCAAGAAUCACCUGGAGGCAGGCAGCUCUGUCCACAGAGGAGAGAGCAAGUUUGAGUGCCAGCAGUGUGACAAAACUUUUGUAUCCAGACGUGGCCUUGACUACCACACCCUGACACACAGUGGUGUUAGAAAUUAUGAGUGUGGUGAGUGUGGCAGGAAAUUUACCCAAAAGUGUUACCUCACCACACACACCCUGACACACAGUGGUGUUAGAAAUUAUGAGUGUGGUAAGUGUGGCAGGAAAUUUAUCCAAAAAUCUAGCCUCACCACACACACCCUGACACACAGUGGUGUUAGAAAUUAUGAGUGUGGUGAGUGUGGCAGGAAGUUUACCAGAAAGUCAACCCUCAGAAGACACAUCCUGACACACAGUGGUGUUAGAAAUUAUGAGUGUGAUGAGUGUGGGAAGAAAUUUACCCGGAAGUUCUCCCUCACCACACACACCCUGACACACAGUGGUGUUAGAAAUUAUGAGUGUGGUGAGUGUGGCAGGAAAUUUAUUGCAAAAUCUAACCUCACCAAACACACCGUGAUACACCGUGGUAUUAGAAAUUAUGAGUGUGGUGAGUGUGGCAGGAAAUUUAUUACAAAAUCUGACCUCACCAAACACAUCCUGACACACAGUGGUGUUAGAAAUUAUGAGUGUGAUGAGUGUGGCAGGAAGUUUACCAGAAAGUCAACCCUCAGCAGACACAUCCUGACACACAGUGGUGUUAGAAAUUAUGAGUGUGAUGAGUGUGGCAGGAAGUUUACCAGAAAGUCUCACCUCCCCAAACACAUCCUGACACACAGUGGUGUUAGAAAUUAUGAGUGUGAUGAGUGUGGCAGGAAGUUUACCAGAAAGUCUCACCUCACCACACACAUCCUGACACACAGUGGUGUUAGAAAUUAUGAGUGUGGUGAGUGUGGGAAGAAAUUUACCCACAAGUCUUGCCUCACCUCACACACCCUGACACACAGUGGUGCUAGAAAUUAUGAGUGCAAUGAGUGUGGGAGGAAGUUUACCAAAAAGGGUUCCCUCACCACACACACCCUGACACACAGUGGUGUUAGAAAUUAUGAGUGUGAUGAGUGUGGCAAAAGAUUUCCUACCAUUUCUCGUCUCAAUAAACACACCUUCAGACACACUGGCUUGAGGGAGUUCAAGUGUGAUGUUUGUGACAAGUGUUUCAAGACAAAGGGUGAUAUUGCCAGCCACAUGAGGGUCCACUUCUGAGGUGGUGUGUUGUGUGUGGAUGUGUGGGGCCACACCCAUGCCUGUGGUGGUGGCGGUGGUGGUGGUGUGAGGGAGUAACAGCUCCAGCAGUUGUUUUGUUGGCAGUGCAGGUGUGACCUUCAAUAAAUGUGUGUGUCUAACAUAACGCCAAGUUCUUUUCCGUUUUGAGUGGUGGUGUGUGAGUUCCCUGUGUUUGGUGUUUGGUGCACAGUCGUGGUGGCCACAAGCACCGCCCCCAACACUUGCUUCACUUUAUCUGAGCAGCCGCGUCCCUCACCACCCUGCCAGCCUGUCUUGCGUGCACUGGGUGUGCCUGAGCCGUCGUGCAGACGCUGGGGCACGGCCGUGGCAGUCUUCGGCAAGCACGGGCGUCUGGCGUGGUGGUGUAAGAAUGCGCGUCGUGUCUUUUGUAUCAGUUAGGAAGAGCAGGGGACCCAGCACAGGGCCCUGCGGCACCCUACCGUGCACCUUCACUCUGCUGGACGCUGCUGCAUGUACUAUUGUGCCUCUACAUGCUGCACCUGCUGGAGGUGUUUCAGUGGUACAAGGACUGUGGCGAGGGUGACACAGGCAGAAUUCUCAGGAUACAAAAAGACAUGUUAUCAAUGUCUGUCAUAUUUCUCUACUCACUUCUUCACUUUGCUGGCCAAGAACACAUUACACUGUACAGUCUUGCUGCUGUAAUGCCAACACACUCUAGCAAAAAAUAAAUAAAUAAAUAAAAAAAACUUCAGUAGCCUGGGAAGCAAAAUACAUGAAGAAAAGGGGAAGUGACAACUAGAAAGAAAAUAAAAAAAGGAAAACAAAACUGCUGAACAAAAAAAAAGUAUUGGAAAAAAAAAAAAAAGAAUGAUUUUAACAGCAAAACACACACACACACACACACACACACACACACACACACACACACACACACACACACACACACACACACACACACACACACACACACACACACACACACACACACACACACACACACACACACACACACACACA